CGGUUUGGAGCGGCUGCCGGAGCAGGGCCCGGGCGGAGCAGGCGGCGGCGGCUCGGAGGAGCGGAGCGGAGCGGCCGGGAUGGCGGUGGACACGCGGCUCCUGGAGGGUCUGACCCUGUGUCAGCUCAACGAGCUGCUGGAGGACGAGGAGCAGCUGCAGGGCCUGGCCCUGGGGAUGGACGAGGCCCAAAAUGUUCAGCUUAGCAAGGAAAUGACUCUUGCCAGCAACCGUAGUCUGGCUGAGGGCAAUCUUUUGUACCAACCAAAAUUGGACUCUCUGAAAGCAAGUUUGAACCAGAAAUAUCAGGAGCUGCAGGUUCUUUUUGAAGCAUAUCAGAUCAAGAAAACCAAGCUAGAUAAACAAUCCAGCAGUGCUUCCCUGGAGACACUAUUAGCACUUCUUCAAACAGAGGGGGCAAAGAUUGAAGAAGACACUGAGAAUAUGGCAGAAAAGUUUCUUGAUGGUGAAGUAUCGCUGGAUUCAUUCAUUGAUGAAUACCAGAGCAAACGUAAACUGGCUCACUUGCGACGUGUAAAAAUCGAGAAGCUCCAAGAGAUGGUGCUGAAGGGACAGAGACUUCCACAGGUUCAGCAGCAGCCUCAGCCAAGAGCACCUGAGACAACACCAGCACCUCAAACUUCCUACUCUUCAGAUGCAAACACUCCUCCCUCAGUUAUGCCCCGACGAAUACCACCCCCACCUCCUCCAUCAGUCCCAGCAGGACGCCUCCCCACUCCAUUUACUGCAGCCAUGGAUUCAGGACCAGCUCUUCCUUAUCCAGGAGUUCCAUACCCUCCUCUUCCCCCACGAGUGGGAGUUCAGUCUGCAGGUCAAAUGCCACAGCCAGGAUACCCAUCUCAGUUUGUAUCACAAUUCCCUCCAGCACUGCCCCAAAGACCACCACCUCGUCUUCCACCACAUCCUGGCUUUAUCUUACAGUGAAUACAUCAGUGCGCCUAACUCAUGUAUUGGUGCUUAAAUUUUAGUCCUUUCUCGCUCCCUCUCAGAGAUUUAAUAUAGGCAAUGGAAAACCUCUGUGCUUUGCACAAUGGAACACAAAGUUUGGCCUGCAACAUGGGGUUGUGAAAUUGCACUCAGUAAAUAAUCAUUUUCUUUUCUGUUUCUUAAAAUCAGUGACUAUGUAAACUAUUUUUUGUAGGAGGGUGGUGGGGCCGAAUUUUGUAAAUCUGGCAAGUUGUGAAACAAUGCAGUGGAUUUGUUUGCAUUAUAAGUAUGGUCUCAAUACUUCAGUGAUGGUAAAUGAUUUUAAGGAAAAUAAUAUACUUGUCUGACAUGGUAUUGUGUUCUCAUUCCGGCUAGAUUUUAAGCAUGGUUAAUCGUGAGCUAUUUAUAUCUCAAAAGAAUUUUCUGUGCUGUCUGUGCUGGUAUUUGAGUGGUAACCAUUGUAUCUAAAUGCUAAGCAUAAAGCUGCAGUGGAAAUGACCUGGAUUCUUUGAAAUAAACCCAAGGCUCCACAUUGGUGGCCGGGUACACUAACUUUUUUCUCCGAUCCUGCUAAUCAGAAAAUGUUCGGUAGCUUAUUUUGAAAAAUAUUAAUUCUUAAAAUAUUUUUAACUCCUAAAUUUGUUGUUGUUUUGGGUUUUUCACAAUAAAAAUGCACACCUUUCACUUCUGUACAUUGUUAAUUUCCUGAAAGUCCCGGUCUUUUGAAAUAAGUAACCGAAUAUCUUUCUCUGUUAGGUGAUUGAUCCUGGAAGCCAGGUAAAGAAAACUAUUUGUAGUGCCAGUUCAUAUUUUUGUAGAAACUUCACCGUCCACACCCUCUUGAACCUAGUCUCACCAGCCUCCUUCUGUUUUCCCCACUUUCCUGCCUUGCUGUUAGGGUAGCUGCUUACUUUUAGCUUAAUUUGUCCUUCUCAUGCCAUGGGUUUAAGAAGCAAUUUUUUUUUACACAAGUGUAACUUUUGAUGUUGUCUUGUGAUUUCAGUACCCAGAGUGCUAGGCCUAAAUUUCUCUUAAUCCAGCACUGGGCAGUCAUCUCAUUUGGUGCCCAUUCAGAGUCCACAAACGCGUAUUCUCAACCUCCCUGCUCUGUCUCUUAUUUAGAGGCACUUCUUGCCCCUAGACACCAUCAUCUUCUGUCCUACAGUGUUUGAAAUUCUUUUCCAUCUGAAAUGUACAAUUAACCUUCCCUCCACUAGUCAAAACACUCUAGGAUGGCUGUUUGCAUCUUGCUUAAUUUGUCCUCCCAUUCCCAUGCCAUUUGGGGCAGAAGUGGGAUCUCUACACAAGUUUAGCUUUGAUGUCAUUGUGUGACUCCUGGAACCAGGGCCCUAGGCACAAGCCCAUGUCUUAAUCAGCCCUGAGCAGCCAUAUUGUUUGAUGACUAAUCAAAAUUCCGCAAACUCAUAUUCCCAGCCUCUCCCAGCCUGUCAACCUUUGCCCUUCCACUAAUUAGAACAGUGAUGUAAGAAACCUAGUUCAGAAUCUGCUGCAUCUUGUAUGUGGAGAUAGACUUUUUCAAAGCACCAUCUCCCACUGUCCGGGAGAGUGUUAGAUUGCUUAGAAGGCUCCAGUGCCUUUUUUCUGAUAAGGGUAAAACAGAUUAUUUAUUUGAUUUCUCCCCUUCGGCCCCCAUUCUAUGUAAACCCUCUGACUCCCAAUUAGUUAUUUCCCCCUGAAGUUUGAUAGUUGCUAAUAAUAAAUAAUCUCAUAACAGGAAACCCUCUGGUCUGAAAAUAGGACUACAUGGCUAACUCUCCCAUUGGAAGAUCAGAGACUGCAGAUGGGUACCUGAACAGCUCCCCCUACAUAAAUCUGGAAAGGGUGGGGGGGGAAUUUUGUAAACGUAGCAAGUUGUGAAACAAUGUGCAGUGGAUUUGGUUGCAUAAGUAUGGUCUCUCUCUCUAAUCUAGUGGUGGUACAUGAUUUUUUAAAGUGUCUUUUCUUGGUAUUGUGUUGCCAUUGAGGCUUCAUAUAUGCAUGAUUAAUUGUGAACUCUGUCUUUCACUAAGAAUGUCCUGUGCUACCAGUGCUAGGAUCUGGCUAGUAACCAUUGAAUCUGAAUGCUGAGCAUAAAGCCGCUAUAGAACUAAUAAACCCAGGUCUAGAGCUACCAGAUUGAUAGAUGGGUACAAAACCGCUAAACGGACACUCAGAUUAGAUUUGCUAAAGCUUUGUAAAAAUAACCAGGUAGAUUUUAUGCUUAUCAAUUGCCAAUUUAUUUUCUGGGUUAAAAAAUUCCCCAGAAACGAUGGCGGGGAUGAGAUAAGCGUAUUUUGAAUUUUG
Mauremys mutica (yellowpond turtle) is the source of this 3250-nucleotide messenger RNA. RefSeq names its product VPS37B subunit of ESCRT-I (gene VPS37B). Lineage: Eukaryota; Metazoa; Chordata; Testudines; Geoemydidae. The transcript has 4 exons. Gene Ontology annotation, biological process: ubiquitin-dependent protein catabolic process via the multivesicular body sorting pathway; protein targeting to membrane; protein targeting to vacuole. The coding region runs from base 80 to 943 and encodes 287 amino acids. The record is from RefSeq and is a predicted model, not a curated record. Gene Ontology annotation, cellular component: ESCRT I complex.